Sinocyclocheilus anshuiensis is the source of this 1290-nucleotide messenger RNA. Its product is annotated as short transient receptor potential channel 2-like. NCBI's taxonomy places the organism in Eukaryota, Metazoa, Chordata, Actinopteri, Cypriniformes, Cyprinidae. Gene Ontology annotation, molecular function: store-operated calcium channel activity; inositol 1,4,5 trisphosphate binding. The record is from RefSeq and is a predicted model, not a curated record. The transcript has 8 exons. Gene Ontology annotation, cellular component: cation channel complex; plasma membrane. Gene Ontology annotation, biological process: single fertilization; regulation of cytosolic calcium ion concentration; calcium ion transmembrane transport. Bases 1 to 1290 code for a protein of 429 amino acids.
AUGGAAAACCUUACUCCAGACAACUGGAGUGAGAUUGUGAACAAAAAGCUUCACUUUCCACCGGAGCUGAUCCCCGCCAUCCAAGAGGGCAACACAGCCUCGGUGGACAGUCUCCUCUCCCUUGGUGAUGGGAUCAUCCGUCAGCUGGACGAGUCUGAGGAUCGGUUAUGGAGGGAAGCAUUGAACCUCUCCAUUCGACUGGGCAGUGAAGACAUCAUGACCUCCCUUCUGCUGGGUGUCAAGUUUGACUUCCGUCAGAUCUACGAGGCUCUGCUGGUGGCCGUCGACACCAACCAGCCCAGAUUCGUCAAACAUCUCCUGGACCGCCUGGAUCAGGAGAAAGGCAACAAGAUGGACGUUCGUUCUUUCAGCAUGGCCAUUUUCGACCACUCCAUUGACGAUUCUUUUCCACUGCAUGGUACGUACCUGGAGUUGGAACAGCUGUGUCAGGAGUUCGCAGUGGAGCUGCUGGGAAUGUGCCGGAACCAGAGCGAGGUCUCCACCAUCCUCAACAGUGCUGACGAUGACAGCGAGGAUGAAGAACUUAAUGAACAGACAUUUGAGGAAGGUAUCCCCAACCUUGCUCGUCUUCGAUUGGCGGUCAACUACAAUCAAAAACAGGAUGACGCAGAUGUCGAGUGGAAGUUUGCUCGUUCUAAGCUCUACCUCAGUUACUUCAGGGAGGGUCUCACUAUGCCAGUUCCCUUUAAUAUCAUCCCAUCUCCAAAGGCUCUCUUCUAUACCUUGAGAAGCAUCUGCCAAAAGAUUUGCUGUUGCUGUAACAAGAAAGCCCCAGAGUAUCCUCCCAUCGCAUCUUUGUCUAGCAAUACUCUGAAUAGCAGCGGAGGUCAAGGUGAGGGCAGAGUGCCAUACCGCCUGCAGGUGACCAAAGCUCUAGUGCACCGCUACAUCGAAGCCGCAUGCAGAGAGUUUGAAGAGAGCAAGCAUAAAGAUGUUGGGAACAGAAUCACUGAGCUGAAUAAAGUUGUCGGCCGACUGCACUCCGAGAUGCAGGAGUUUCACCAGAAGCUGCAGUGGCGGCCCAAAAGCGAGCCGGACCAGGCCAGCAUCCUGGGCAAAUACAUCAUGGGCGCAAGGAACAAUUUCCGUGACUUUGAUAAGAAUGAGGCCAUGGGGUGCGAAAACACAGGUCUGCCCAUCAGUAUGCAUCCCGCUGAGGAGGAGGGCGACGAGAGGGAAGGAGAGGAGGAGCCCAAGUCCGAGGGCCCUGUGGAGCUCGUCCCAGGAGAAGAAACUUCUUUUGAGACUGCUUGCACUGCUGAUGUGUGA